Molecule: messenger RNA, 3892 nt
Organism: Columba livia (rock pigeon)
Lineage: Eukaryota; Metazoa; Chordata; Aves; Columbiformes; Columbidae
Gene: DLL1
Product: delta like canonical Notch ligand 1
Exons: 11
Coding region: 1018-3201 (727 amino acids)
Biological process (GO): cell communication; multicellular organism development; negative regulation of Notch signaling pathway
Cellular component (GO): plasma membrane
Molecular function (GO): calcium ion binding; Notch binding
Source: RefSeq, a predicted model, not a curated record
CACAUUUUACAGCUCACUGACCAUUUGGCGAUCCAUUGAGAGGAGGGUUUGGAAAAGUGGCUCCUUUGUGACAGCUCUAGCCAGAUUGGGGGGCUGCUCAUUUGCAUCUCAUUAGGCAUGCAGGCGGCCGGCGGGAUAUAAGGGAGGCAGGCGCCCAAGGAGAGGCAGAUCCUUAGCGCUUCACCCUCGGAGAGAGCCGCCGAGCCGCGGCGCGGAGCAGGCACCCCCCCUCCCUCGUAGGAGCACACCCGGACACGCUCCGUGCGCCGCUAUUGACACGAGCUUAUUUUUGUUGGCUGGGAUUCCUCUAAAAACAAAAGUAAGCCCACAACAAGGAAAGAGAGCUUCGCUUCUUUUGAAAAGAAAAAAAAAAAAAAAAGAAGAAAAAGAAAAAAAAAGGAAAAGAAAAGAGCGGGAUCAAGGCUCCGAGGUGACCUGCUCGCCGCCGCUGCUGUUUGACACCCACCAGCCCUGACGUGCGCAGGGCGAGCGCAGCCGCGCAGAGCUGCUCCCGCAUCUCACCGCACCGGGAAUUAUCGCCGUUGCCGCCGUGUCUGCCUCUGCAGGGAUUUCAAGAUCGCCGAUUUUUAAUCUUCCUUGGGAAGCCUCUUCUCUGCCUCUGUUGGGAAUUAAGUUGCCUUUUUUUUUUUUAUAUUUUUUUUUUUCUUCCUGGAGAAAAGGAGGAGCACCGUGGAUUGGGAAAGAAAAAGUGUUUAGCAGAUUAAUCUUAACCUUUCUUUUUUAUUAUUUCCCCCCUGCUCCUUUCUUUUUCUUUUGCCAUCCGUAAGAGCUGUCAGUCGCUGACAGGCUACACCUAGAGGUAUCGACAGAGGGGAAAAAAAAGUCAGAGACACUCCUGAAAGAAGGAGACCGUGACACUAACUCUUCCAGCUCUGCUGGGAGCGAGCGGCUUUGGCCGCUCUAUUUUUCCCUUUCCCCGAGAAACACUUUCCCCUUUCCCCUCUGACGAGAAGACGAGAGGGAGGAAAGCGAGGGCACCAGAGCUGCCCCUCCAAAAUGGGAGGUCGGUUCCUGCUGACGCUUGCCCUCCUCUCGGUGCUGCUCGGCCGCUGCCAGGUCGGCUGCUCCGGGGUCUUCGAGCUGAAGCUGCAGGAGUUUGUCAAUAAGAAGGGGCUGCUCAGCAACCGCAACUGCUGCCGCGGGGGCGGCCCCGGCGCUGGCGGGCUGCAGCAGUGCGACUGCAAGACCUUCUUCCGCGUCUGCCUCAAGCACUACCAGGCCAGCGUCUCCCCCGAGCCGCCCUGCACCUACGGGAGCGCCAUCACCCCCGUCCUCGGCGCCAACUCCUUCAGCGUCCCCGACGGCGCGGGCGGCGCCGACCCCGCCUUCAGCAACCCCAUCCGCUUCCCCUUCGGCUUCACCUGGCCCGGUACCUUUUCGCUCAUCAUUGAGGCUUUGCAUACGGACUCGCCUGACGACCUCACCACAGAAAACCCCGAGCGCCUCAUCAGCCGUCUGGCCACCCAGAGGCACUUGGCAGUGGGUGAAGAGUGGUCCCAGGACCUGCACAGCAGUGGCCGCACUGACCUCAAGUACUCCUAUCGCUUUGUGUGUGAUGAGCACUACUAUGGAGAAGGCUGUUCCGUCUUCUGCCGCCCCCGGGAUGAUGCCUUUGGUCACUUCACUUGCGGAGAGCGUGGCGAGAAAGUCUGCAACCCGGGCUGGAAAGGCCAGUACUGCACUGAGCCGAUUUGUUUGCCUGGAUGUGAUGAGCAACACGGCUUUUGCGACAAACCUGGGGAAUGCAAAUGCAGAGUGGGUUGGCAGGGGCGAUAUUGUGAUGAGUGCAUCCGAUACCCAGGCUGUCUUCAUGGUACAUGUCAGCAGCCAUGGCAGUGCAACUGCCAAGAAGGCUGGGGUGGCCUUUUCUGCAACCAGGACCUGAACUACUGCACCCACCACAAGCCCUGCAAGAAUGGUGCCACAUGCACCAACACUGGUCAGGGAAGCUACACUUGUUCUUGCCGACCUGGGUACACAGGCUCCAACUGUGAGACUGAAAUCAAUGAAUGUGAUGCCAACCCUUGCAAGAAUGGUGGAAGCUGCACUGAUCUUGAGAACAGCUAUUCCUGUACCUGCCCCCCGGGCUUCUAUGGCAAAAACUGUGAGCUGAGUGCAAUGACUUGUGCUGAUGGUCCAUGCUUCAACGGUGGGCGAUGCACCGACAACCCUGAUGGGGGAUACAGCUGCCGCUGCCCACUGGGUUAUUCUGGGUUCAACUGUGAAAAGAAAAUUGAUUACUGCAGUUCCAGCCCUUGUGCUAAUGGGGCCCAGUGUGUUGAUCUGGGAAACUCCUAUAUAUGCCAGUGCCAGGCUGGCUUCACUGGGAGACACUGCGAUGACAACGUGGACGACUGUGCCUCCUUUCCCUGCGUCAACGGAGGGACUUGCCAGGACGGCGUCAAUGACUAUUCCUGCACCUGCCCGCCGGGAUACAACGGGAAGAACUGCAGCACCCCGGUGAGCAGAUGCGAACACAACCCCUGCCACAACGGGGCCACCUGCCAUGAAAGAAACAACCGCUACGUCUGUGAGUGCGCCCGGGGGUACGGCGGGCUCAACUGCCAGUUUUUGCUCCCUGAGCCGCCUCAGGGACCCGUCAUCGUCGACUUCACUGAGAAAUACACAGAAAGCCAGAACUCCCAGUUCCCCUGGAUCGCUGUCUGCGCAGGGAUUAUUCUGGUCCUGAUGCUGCUGCUGGGGUGUGCUGCUGUGGUCGUCUGUGUCAGGCUCAGAGUGCAGAAGAGGCACCACCAGCCUGAUGCCUGCAGGAGCGAGACUGAGACCAUGAACAACCUGGCAAACUGCCAGCGGGAGAAAGACAUUUCCAUAAGUGUCAUUGGUGCCACUCAGAUUAAAAACACGAAUAAGAAAGUAGACUUUCACAGCGAUAACUCUGAUAAAAAUGGCUACAAAGUCAGAUACCCGUCAGUGGAUUACAAUUUGGUGCAUGAACUUAAGAACGAGGACUCUGUUAAAGAGGAGCACAGCAAAUGUGAAGCCAAGUGUGAAACGUAUGAUUCAGAGGCAGAGGAGAAAAGUGCAGUACAACUAAAGAGCGAUACUUCUGAAAGAAAACGACCAGAUUCAGUAUAUUCCACUUCAAAGGACACAAAGUACCAGUCGGUGUAUGUCAUAUCAGAAGAGAAAGAUGAGUGCAUCAUAGCAACUGAGGUGUAAACCAGAGGUGAUAUGGCAAGGUGGUUGUUCAGAACAAUUUCAGAGGAGAUGUGCCCCAAUGAAUGCUGCUGAAAGAGGAAUGGGAGAUAGAUUCCUUCACUGACUGCUGCUGAGAAACUAAAUUCAGGCUUGAGCUGGUUCUCUACUGAAGUUAGCAAAGUGACUGCAAAAUAAACAAGAUGGACACCAGGCAAGGGUCUGUGUUCAAGGAUUACUGUUGCACUGCCUUUUACGAAUUUUAUCAUUGCACUAUGGUCAGUUGCUUUUCUAUAUAUAUUUAAAUGAAUGGACUUAAUUACUACAUAAGAAGCAUGCACUGCCUGAAGUGUAUAUUUUGGAUUCUUAUGAGCCAGUCUUUUCUUGAAUUAGAGACACAAACACUGCCUUUAUUGUCUUUUUUGAUACUAAAAUGUGUUUUUACUAGGUGAUAAAAAGUGUGUUAUUUUUUUGAAUCUGUAAAAAUAUUUUCAUGAUAAUUGUAAAGCUUGGGUAUUUUGUGAUGUUCAUUUUUUUAUAAUUUAAAUUUUUUGGUAAAUAUGUACAAAGGCACUUCGGGUCUAUGUGACUAUAUUUUUUUGUAUAUAAAUGUAUUUAUGGAAUAUUGUGCAAAUGUUAUUUGAGUUUUUUUACUGUUUUGUUAAUGAAAAAAUUCAUUUUAAAAAUAUUUUUCCAAAAUAAAUAUUAUUAAUGA